Molecule: messenger RNA, 698 nt
Organism: Fomitopsis serialis
Lineage: Eukaryota; Fungi; Basidiomycota; Agaricomycetes; Polyporales; Fomitopsidaceae
Exons: 3
Source: RefSeq, a predicted model, not a curated record
CGUGACGUACGCAUGGAUCAUCCGGAGUGGCAAAACUGGACAUACUUGCGCAUCGACUUUGAUGACCAGCCCUUCCCCAACGGACGCCAGCUCGUGGCCCUUUCAAUGACUACGACGGGGCUCGGCCGCAUAGCACACUUAGACCAACCUGUGGAGAACGGGCCGUCUCUGGAUGACAUCGCGUCCUUGUUCGAGAUUGUACACAGUCGUACGCUCGGUGGAUACACCUGCUUCUCCCGGAUGUGGCUCACGGAGAAUGUCCUCCUGUCUACCACCCUGAAGUACUUGCAGCACUGGCUUGCGGGUCACGUCCGGCCGGAGGCAUUGAGGAGAUACGCUGAAUGUGAAAGCGACGUCUUCACCUGUGUUACUGGGAUGCUCUUUCGUGAUCCCGCCGUAAAGGCCUCGGCAGGCCCCGCACUAAUGGCCCUGCGAGGCGUCCCGGCGUUAGUCGCGCACUCGCAUCCCAACAACAUCGAAGUGCACGAUGAAGACAUCCGGGUAAUAUUGGAUGAAUGGCAGCCUUCUGUACAGGCAGGAUUCAUCUAGACCGGUGAAUGAGCAGUGUUCGCGAGCAGGCCGAUACCUAAUUUAUUAUCGGUAUCCGUCUUGUGCAAUGCAUGGAGUGGACAUACCUCUACCCGUGGUGUAUGUAGUAGUAAAGGAGUCGACAGAGAAACGCUGUAUUGGUCCUAUCC